GGCCAUCUCCCAAGGAAGGAGCAACUGUUGGUUGGUUCAUCACGUUGGUCCUCUGUCGACUGGGACCUGGACGACGAUCGCCUCGUUGUUCCCUCCUCUCUCCUCCCAACCAUCAUCCAACCUCCAUCAUGACCAAGGACCGCUUAGCCGCGCUCAAGGCCGUAAGCUCACUAACAAUCUAACUCGCUCUUGCUUACUUUACUAACUUUUACAGCGCUUUGUAUUACAACCAAGCAGCAGAUAUAGAGUACAGUACAGCAUAUAGUAAAUAGCUAGCAUAGAAGAGAAGCAGAGAAAGAGAAAGUAGUAGUUGUAGCAUAGGCGGAGGCGUCGUCGUCGUCGUUGUCGCCAUCAUCCCUGGACCGCCAAAGGAGCAUGGAAUUAGCUAGAUUAGUGGGUGGGCGCGCGUGUAGUGGGUGUGGCUGGGGUCAUUUUUCGCUUUGGAGGUGGUGGUGGGUGGUCUUGGUGAGAAUAGAGAUAGAAGAGAAGAGAUGUGCGGAAAAUACGGGAAAUGGAUGGAUGCCGUCAUCACUACUUGGCGCAGAGCGAUGAGGAUGACGUGGGUGGGGAUGAGGUCGCUGUUACGGUGGAGAGUAGGGAUGGAUUCAUGGACGAGUUCUUUGCCGAGGUGGAAGAGAUACGAGAGAUGAUUGAUAGGAUCCAGUAUAGCGUGGAAGAGGUCAAAAAGAAACACUCAGCCAUUCUUUCCGCUCCCACAACGGACGAAAAGAUGAAGCAGGAAUUAGAGGAUCUCAUGGCAGGCAUAAAAAAGACGGCGAAUCAAGUACGGUCCAAAUUAAAAGUAAUAGAACAGAACAUUGAGCAGGAAGAGCACACUAAUAAGUCCUCGGCAGAUCUCCGGAUUCGAAAAACACAGCAUUCCACCCUCUCUCGUAAAUUUGUGGAAGUCAUGACAGAAUACAAUCGAACGCAGACAGACUACCGGGAGCGGUGCAAGGGGAGGAUUCAACGCCAAUUAGAAAUCACAGGGAGAACUACGACGGAUGAAGAGCUAGAAGAAAUGAUUGAGCAAGGAAAUCCAUCCGUCUUUACUCAGGGCAUUAUUAUGGAGACGCAGCAAGCCCGACAAACCUUGGCCGAUAUUGAAGCCAGGCACGCAGACAUCAUAAAAUUGGAGAAUUCUAUUAGAGAGUUGCAUGACAUGUUUAUGGAUAUGGCCAUGCUAGUGGAAAGUCAGGGUGAAAUGAUUGAUCGUAUCGAAUAUCAUGUUGAACAUGCCGUGGACUAUGUUCAAACAGCGACACAGGAUACGAAGAAGGCUCUUAAAUACCAAAGCAAAGCUAGGCGGAAGAAGAUAAUUCUCGCCCUUUGUGUCGCCCUUGUCCUGGUCCUCCUUGGCGUGGCGCUGAGCGUCUCGUUCCUCUCGCCAGGGCCCAGCUCUUCGUCCUGAACGCAUGCGAAUUGACCUGUGUGCUUCGUUUUUUUAAGUUGCUCUUCUCCCACCAAGCCCAUACAUUUAAUUAAUUAUGACUCCUCCCAUCGCAGUGAAGAAACGUACGAUCUGAUGAUACCUAUUCAGUAGUGGAAUCUCAAUCAAGAAUCUUCUCCACUCGGACCUAACGCAAUGCAAUUUAUGAUUUCAACUAUUACAUAUUUAUUUAUUUACCUAGAUUUAUUUUUACCAGUUUACACACUUUCUAGUCAUUUUUUUGUUCCUUAAUUUUACUGAUUUAUUUAAUAUGACCACGCUUCUUAUAUUUUGUAUGUACAAGUAAAAGAAAGGAAACGCUUCCGUAUUGCAAGACAAA
Molecule: messenger RNA, 1769 nt
Organism: Folsomia candida
Lineage: Eukaryota; Metazoa; Arthropoda; Collembola; Entomobryomorpha; Isotomidae
Gene: Syx1A
Product: syntaxin-1A
Exons: 7
Coding region: 512-1411 (299 amino acids)
Biological process (GO): synaptic vesicle fusion to presynaptic active zone membrane; exocytosis; intracellular protein transport
Cellular component (GO): endomembrane system; synaptic vesicle; SNARE complex
Molecular function (GO): SNARE binding; SNAP receptor activity
Source: RefSeq, a predicted model, not a curated record